Tarenaya hassleriana is the source of this 2071-nucleotide messenger RNA. RefSeq names its product dolichyl-diphosphooligosaccharide--protein glycosyltransferase subunit 1A-like. The record is from RefSeq and is a predicted model, not a curated record. The coding region runs from base 55 to 1896 and encodes 613 amino acids. Gene Ontology annotation, cellular component: oligosaccharyltransferase complex; membrane. The transcript has 10 exons. NCBI's taxonomy places the organism in Eukaryota, Viridiplantae, Streptophyta, Magnoliopsida, Brassicales, Cleomaceae.
UUAGGUUUUUCAUUGUUCUUCGAGACCAAAGACUGGUACGAGGAACUGUGAAGGAUGAAGCACUUGAGUUUCAAUCUGUUGCUUCUUCUGGCGAUCGCCAUUUUCGCUACGCCGGCAUUCUCUGAUCUGAUUCUCUCCAAAGUCGAUCGUCGUAUUGAUUUGACGUCACAGAUUGUUCGCAUUACCGACACCCUUAAGGUCGCGAGUUCUGGCUCCGAUUCCGUCUCAGAGUUUCUGUUGACUUUUCCGGAGUUUCUUGGCAAAAACUUGGCAUAUUUGUGGGUUGCCCAUAAUGAAGGAAAGGGGAAAGCUAAAGAUUCUUUGGUAAAUCUUCCCGUUCAAUCAGCCAAUCCGAAAGGACUGCCUGGAUCAUUGAGUGUUUAUCUGGUAUCAUUUCCCAAAGCACUCAGUGAAGGUGAUAGUUUGACACUGGAGGUAGUUGCGGUCUUUACCAAUGUACUGCAGCCAUUUCCAGAGAAGAUUACUCAGGCUGAUAUCCAGCUUGUUAUGUUCCAAGAAAGCGCCCAUUAUCUCUCUCCCUAUGCUGUUAAGUACCAGUCGCUCUCUGUCAAAUUACCUGACUCCAGAAUUGAGUCUUACACAAAGCUGGAGAACACAAGGCAACGUGGCUCGGAAAUCAAAUAUGGCCCGCACGAGAAUCUCCCACCGUUCUCUUACUCUCCCAUCGUCGUUCAUUUCGAGAGCAAAGCACCCUUUGCUGUUGCCGAGAAGCUUGUGCGGGAAAUAGAGGUGUCUCAUUGGGGGAACAUACAGGUCACAGAGCAUUAUGAUGUUGUCCACAGAGGGGCUCAACUGAAGGGCGAGUUUUCAAGGUUAGAUUUUCAAGCUAGGCAGGAUCACAGAGGAGGAGCAUCUGCUUUUAGGCAAUUUGUUGCCAGAUUACCUCCUAGAGCCCAUUCCAUAUAUUACAGGGAUGAGAUUGGCAAUAUCUCUACAUCUUUGUUAUGGAGUGACACGAAAAAGACUGACCUACUGAUUGAGCCCAGAUUCCCGUUGUUUGGUGGUUGGAGGACUACUUUCACCAUAGGAUACGGUUUGCCACUUAAUGACUUUUUACUUGCAUCCGAGGGCAAGCGUUAUUUGAACAUCUCUUUUGGGUCCCCUAUGCUUGAGAUUGUCAUUGAAAAACUUGUCAUGAAGGUUGUCUUGCCUGAGGGAUCGGAGGAUCUAUCUGUUUCUACUCCAUUUCCUGUCAAACAGUCUGAAGAGACUAAAUACUCCCAUUUAGAUAUGGUCGGUAGACCAGUGGUUGUGCUUGAAAAGAACAAUGUUGUUCCAGAUCACAAUCAGCAUAUUCGGGUCUAUUAUCGAUUCAACAGUCUCAAUAUGCUUCGGGAGCCGUUAAUGCUGAUCUUUGGAUUUUUCGUUUUCUUCAUCACAUGCAUCAUAUACACACAUGCCGACUUCUCAAUAUCUAAGUCAUCUGCUGCAUAUUUGGCAAAACUCCAGUGGGAUGAGGUCCAAGCCACACUUCAAGAGGCCCAGAGUAUCAUCAACAAAUGCUUAGCUACCCACGAUAAGCUCGAAGCAUCAUUGCGUGAUCUCUCAAGGACUGGUGACAUUCAAGCCUGCAAAGCAGCUCGUAAGGCUGCCGAUAAUUUUCUGAAAGACCUUUCGAAAGAGCUGAAACCCUUGUCGGUUUUUCUGCAGUCCUCUCCAUUGGCCUCUCAAAUAAGUCCAAAGGUUGAGGAGUUAGUCACGAAGGAGAAAGAACUGCAAGAAAGGGUUAUGGCGAAACACACAGCUGUUGUUGACGGGUACGAGAAGAAAUCAGGGGGACAUGAUAUCGAGAACCGGGUAGCUUCUCAGCAGCAAAAGGUCACAGCUUUGAGGCAAGAGGUUGAAGAUCUUCUAGAGUUCAUCGACGAGAUUUAACUUUAAUAACACAAGUCAGUAGUAUCUGAAUUUGUAGAGUAGUACUCCCACUGGAAAAAUUUUUGUUCAUUGGGUAAUGUUUAUGAACACUGCAGCACUUGAUGAGUUUGUUCUCAGCUUUCUAGGUUGUCCCUUUUGCAUUUCUCAAAGUAAUGUUCUUCAAAAACCUCUUUCU